AAUUCAUUGGUUAAGAGGAAAACUCUUCGGUACGGAAGAAAUGCUGCGGAUCUCUCCCAUCGGACUCAGAAGCCGUCUUCUUCACAAUUUCCAGCUCUCGAAUUGCUGUUGAAGCUCAAACCAACCGUCUCCAAUGGCGUCUUCACACGCUUCUAUCUCUUCACUUUCUUCAAUUCGCUCCCCUCGUUCACCGCCGCUUUCUCCCAACAUCCUACCUUCCUUUCUUCCACACUCCAGAUUGCCGUUCAGUGGCCGUCGCCGGAGACUUAUUUGCAGACGGCUCUGUAGAGCUAUGGUUCAGCAGGCCGCUCAAGGAGCUCCGGCAAUUUAUGCUAAGGAGAUGGAGAGACUCUCUGCUAAAGAAUCGCUGCUGUUGGCUUUCAAAGAUUCUGGAGGAUUUGAGGCUUUAGUUACUGGAAAAACAACGGAUAUGCAGAGAAUUGAUGUGAAUGAGAGGAUAACUGGUCUUGAGCGUCUUAAUCCAACUCCUCGACCAACGACGUCCCCUUUUCUAGAAGGUAGAUGGAAUUUUGAAUGGUUUGGAUCUGGAAGCCCAGGACUUGCUGCUACGAUAAUAUUUCAGAGAUUUCCAUCAACUCUGGCUAAUUUGUCAAAACUGGAUGCAUUUAUCAAAGAUGGAACUGCUAGGAUCACUGCAAAUGUUAAGCUAUUAAAUUCAAUUGAAAGUAAAGUUAUUUUGUCCACCAAGUUAUCAGUGGAAGGACCCUUACGAUUGAAAGAGGAAUAUAUUGAAGGGAUAAUUGAAACACCUUCUGUUAGUGAACAAGCGGUACCAGUUCAGCUAAAAAGCGCAUUUGGUCAGGUAGUCAACACAGUGCAGCAACUUCCAGUUCCUAUCAAAGAUGUCAUUGCCGGAGGGCUAAGAGUUCCUCUAGCUGGAUCUUAUCAGAGGCUCAUGAUGAUUUCUUAUCUUGAUGAGGAAAUUCUACCUCUCCGGUAUUAAGGCUCUCUAAACAUGCUGACCAAACGAAGACUUAAAAUUUAAACCUGCCUUGGUCAAGUUUAACACAACACAACUGAGGGUCCAAAUUCUUUCCCGCAUCAGCCAAUUUAUGAAAUAGAGACCUCACCAAGGGGCAGCACUUGAUCCAACAACCAAAAGUUUCUCUGUCUAUACCUUUAUCUUUAACAGAACAAACUAUUUCUUGCAACAACCUCCACUCAUUUCCUUUACUUACUGCAAUUUUCUUCUAGUUUUGAUGCACAAACAGAUUACCUCUGUAUCCCACAGCUCACACAUUGUUUAGACCUUAUCCACCACCACAUACUGUAAUGCAUUGAAACUCGACUUUACCCCCCCAUCCCAGAAUUUGGUCAUCAUCCCAUUCCCAACCUUUAUUCUAUAAAAUUUUAUUACCGCAUCUUUUAAUUCUACA
Cucumis melo (muskmelon) is the source of this 1397-nucleotide messenger RNA. RefSeq names its product probable plastid-lipid-associated protein 13, chloroplastic. The record is from RefSeq and is a predicted model, not a curated record. The coding region runs from base 134 to 964 and encodes 276 amino acids. NCBI's taxonomy places the organism in Eukaryota, Viridiplantae, Streptophyta, Magnoliopsida, Cucurbitales, Cucurbitaceae. The transcript has 7 exons.